AUGUUGCUGUCUCGCCGUGCCUGCUACAAGUGUGGCAACAUUGGCCACUAUGCCGAGGUCUGUUCGUCUUCUGAGCGUCUCUGCUACAACUGCAAGCAGCCUGGACACGAGUCCAGCAGCUGCCCGCGUCCUCGUACUACCGAGACCAAGCAGUGCUACAACUGCCAGGGAUUAGGCCACGUUCAGGCUGAUUGUCCCACAUUGCGACUUAACGGUGGGGCCAACGGCCGUUGCUACAACUGCAACCAGCCCGGCCAUCUUGCUCGCAAUUGCCCCGCUCCUGCUACUGGAGCUGGUCGUGGUGUCGGUGCGCCUCGCGGGGGAUUCAACAGUGGCUUCCGCGGUGGAUACGGUGGUUACCCUCGUGCUGCCACCUGCUACAAGUGCGGUGGCCCCAACCACUUUGCUCGUGACUGCCAGGCUCACGCCAUGAAGUGCUAUGCUUGCGGCAAGCUUGGCCACAUCUCCCGUGACUGCACCGCUCCCAAUGGUGGUCCUUUGAGCUCCGCUGGCAAGGUCUGCUACAAGUGCUCUCAGGCUGGCCAUAUCUCUCGGGACUGCCCCACCAAUGAGGCCGCCCCCCAGCAGCCCACUGAGUCCGCUGCUGCCCCCGUUGCUGCUCCUGCCCCUGCCGCUACCACUGCCGCUGCUGAGGCUGGCACCGAGGCUGCUCCUGUUGCUGCUUCAGCUGCCACCGCUGCUGUUGCUUAA
Aspergillus clavatus NRRL 1 is the source of this 711-nucleotide messenger RNA. It is a transcript of the gene gisB, whose product is annotated as putative zinc knuckle nucleic acid binding protein. Gene Ontology annotation, molecular function: zinc ion binding; mRNA binding; translation regulator activity. Bases 1 to 711 code for a protein of 236 amino acids. Gene Ontology annotation, biological process: positive regulation of cytoplasmic translation. NCBI's taxonomy places the organism in Eukaryota, Fungi, Ascomycota, Eurotiomycetes, Eurotiales, Aspergillaceae. The record is from RefSeq and is a predicted model, not a curated record. The transcript is spliced from 7 exons. Gene Ontology annotation, cellular component: cytoplasm.